AGAGGCGAAGACCUCAAAGUCUCUUCACGUGGAACAAACUUUUCAAUUCUUUUUUUAAACAAAUCAUAUCAUAUAUCAUAGUAUCAUUAUAUUCUAAGUAUCUUACGAAAUAGAAAAUUUUAGGGAGAAGCACAAGGAAGAUGAGCCACUUCAGCAGCUGCAGCAAUCUCAUGAUGAAGUUCAUUUCCAUCUUCAUCAUCUUGCUUCAUUUGUCAAUGGCUAAUGGAUACAAGAAUAUUAUUAAACCAAAUUACGAGUUGUUCAGCAGAAAGGAACUCGCGAGAUUGGCUGGUUAUGGAGAGGAUAAGCUUUCUACUGUUCUAAUCACAGGAACUGUUCUUUGCAAGGCUUGUUUGCAUGGCGAAACUCUGCUUCGAACAUGGCCAGUUUCAGGUGCUUUGGUUACUAGCAACUGUGACAUGAAAGCUAAGAGGAGAAGAACAAAUUCUGCAAAAGUUGUCACUGAUGAAUACGGAGAAUUCCAAAUUGAUCUUCCUUCCCAUCUCCAUGCAAUUCCUAACCUAGAUAGAAUAUGUUCUGUCAAGGUUUUGAGAAUGUCAAAGAACUCAGCCUGUUGGCCUGCCUUUACAAGGAAACACAAGUCUUUAACAUUAUCGUCAGCUAGGAAUGGCAUUCGCAAUUACACUGCUGGAAAUAUUACACUUCUGCAUUUGAGAUCUAGACCUUUACUAGCUUGUACUAAUAGGGAGAUAAGUGUUUCAUAAUAGAUACCCAAUUCUUGAGUAGAGGAUUGGGAUAUAGCCCUAAGGCUCAUUUUUGGAUGGCGCUUUAGUCACAAAGAUGAGUUGAUAGUGUUCAAAUCCAGUCAUCAGUUUUAAAGUUCAUAUGGAGAGAGAGAGAGAGAGAGAGAGAGAGGGAUGCUGCUAUGGCUUGCAUG
This is a messenger RNA of Hevea brasiliensis (rubber tree), 898 nucleotides long. RefSeq lists its product as uncharacterized. Lineage: Eukaryota; Viridiplantae; Streptophyta; Magnoliopsida; Malpighiales; Euphorbiaceae. The transcript has 2 exons. Bases 141 to 725 code for a protein of 194 amino acids. The record is from RefSeq and is a predicted model, not a curated record.